Aplosporella prunicola CBS 121167 is the source of this 1284-nucleotide messenger RNA. RefSeq lists its product as uncharacterized. The coding region runs from base 195 to 1001 and encodes 268 amino acids. Gene Ontology annotation, molecular function: oxidoreductase activity. NCBI's taxonomy places the organism in Eukaryota, Fungi, Ascomycota, Dothideomycetes, Botryosphaeriales, Aplosporellaceae. The transcript has 3 exons. The record is from RefSeq and is a predicted model, not a curated record.
AGGCCGAGCCCCCCGUAUAUAGCGACGGUCUUUCUGGUCGGGAAUGAGAGCUCUGUGUCUUUCAGUACAGCUUGUUGCUUCCUCUGAGUUUGUUGUUUGCGGACCAAGAGAAAGAAAGAGUCUACUGCUUUGAUACUUUGUUUUGACUUACAAUAUACCUACCCACUCUCCAAACACUUAACAGCACCGCCACCAUGGUCGUCACUGUCCCCAGCGCAAGCCUCGAAGGCAAAGUCGCCCUCGUAACCGGCGCUGGCCGAGGCAUCGGACGGGGCGUAGCGCUGGAGCUGGGCGCGCGCGGCGCGUCCGUCGUAGUCAACUACGUGUCGUCGGCGGGCCCGGCCAACGAAGUAGUCAAGGAGAUUGAGAGCAACGGGACGGGGGCGCGGGCGAUAGCGAUCCAAGCAGACGUCAGCCGGGUCAGCGAGAUCGACCGGCUCUUCACGCUCGCAAAGUCGCACUUUGGUCGCCUGGACAUCGUCAUGAGCAACUCGGGUACCGAGUCCUGGGACGCCACGGCCGAGGUCACCGAGGAAAAAUACGACCACGUCUUCAACCUGAACGCGCGCGCCCAGUUCUUCGUCGGCCAGGCCGCCUUCAGGCAUCUCGAGGACAAUGGCCGCUUGGUGCUCAUGUCGUCGAUUGCGGCGGGCCUGCUAGGCGUGCGUGACCAUGCCCUCUACAAUGCUAGCAAGAUGGCUGUCAUUGGCAUGAUCAAGGCGUUUGCCACCGACUUUGGCGUCAGGGGCAUCACGGUCAACGGUGUUGCCCCUGGCGGCAUCAAGAGCGACAUGUUCACCCAGAACGCCUGGCACUAUAUCCCUGGCGGCACGCCCGACUGGUCCGCCGAGAAGAUCGAGACUCUCAUGGCGCAGCACUGCCCGCUGGGUCGCUGUGCCGUGCCGCAGGACGUGGCGCGCGUGGUCGCGUUCCUGGCUAGCGAGGAUGGCGGUUGGAUUAACGGCCAGGUCAUCACUGUCUCCGGCGGCUCCUCGCAGUAGUCUUGCCUCCGCUUGCUCGACAACAAACUCUCGCUGCCAGCCAAAGACCCGUCCUCUUUCCUCGGCGCGUUCUGUUCAGCGUAAUGGGCGUGCGUGGCGCAUGGAGUGGGAGCUCUGCUCUGUGGCAUCGGGUCGUGGACCAUGCCGUGCCUAUCUAGACAGCGCUUGCUUACAUGAAUUUAUUUCCGUGGCAUUAUUUACCAUAGCUGGGAUAUGUUGAUGAAAUGGUCUUUGAUGUGGUCGUUCCUGCUGGUGGUUACUGUACGCUGCUGUCGUCUGUGGC